Molecule: messenger RNA, 3598 nt
Organism: Chilo suppressalis (striped riceborer)
Lineage: Eukaryota; Metazoa; Arthropoda; Insecta; Lepidoptera; Crambidae
Source: the annotation of a GenBank genome assembly
GUUUAUUGUAUAAAUUUGUGUGAUGCCAAUGAAAACUAAACACUUAAUCAUAAAAGUUGUAAAGUGCCAGUGAUAUUUUUUUUACAAAACAAAAAACUGCGUUAGGAUACGCAAUAUGUUAGGUAAACUAGUUCUACUGGCAGCCGUUGCUCUAGCGCACGGCCGUCCGGGCGACACAGACUCAAGCGCGCCCUACUUAGGCGCCUCAGACCUACACGCGCCCUACACAGGCGAGACGAUCCCGGGCUCGUCCGACAACUGCCCGGCCGACAGGCGCCAUUGGCUCAUCCCUCACGAAUACGAUUGCACGAAAUUCUACUACUGCGAAUACGGCGUGAAAUGGGAGACGCCUCGGGACUGUGCCCCGGGCACUGAAUUCUCAUACGCAUUACAGGUGUGCGUUCACCCAGCUCAGGCCAACUGCAACUUACCUGGAAGCCCGCCCACCACCACCGAAUCGACUGCGGCCCCCACAACAACUACAACUCAAGCACCUACUACUACUACAACUCACGCACCUAAUACUACCACAACUCAAGCACCUACUACUACCACGACUCAAGCACCUGAUACUACCACAACUCAAGCACCUAAUACUACCACAACUCAAGCCCCUAAUACUACCACAACUCAAGCACCUACUACUACCACGACUCAAGCACCUAAUACUACCACAACUCAAGCACCAACUACUACUACAACUCAAGCACCUAAUACUACCACAACUCAAGCACCUACUACUACCACGACUCAAGCACCUAAUACUACCACAACUCAAGCACCUAAUACUACCACAACUCAAGCACCUAAUACUACCACAACUCAAGCACCAAAUACUACCACAACUCAAGCACCUACUACUACAACCCAAGCUCCAAACACAACGACAGAAGCCCCAACUACGCAACCUUGUAAUACAACCGUCGCUGCUAAUACAACUACACAAGCCCCUAAUACUACGACUCAAGCACCAACUACAUCGGACCCGAAUGUCCUCCCCAAUGGUUGUCCAGCUGAUUUCGGUGUACAUAAGCUGUUACCACAUAAGGAUUGUUCCAAAUUCUACAUAUGUAAUUUUGGACAGAAAGUCGAGAGAGACUGUGCACCUGGAACACACUUCAACCCUGCUCUAGAGGUCUGCGAUUGGCCAGAGAACGCUGGCUGCGAAUCCGGCGGCGAUGAUAAUGAUAACGGAGACGGUGAUAACGGAAAUGGCGAUAACGGAAAUGGCACUCUCCCUAACGGCUGUCCCGCUGAUUUUAGCGUCCAUCAACUUUUGCCAAGCGAGGAUUGCAGCAAGUUUUACUACUGUAAUUUCGGAGAGAAAGUAGAAUCAUCUUGCCCGCAAGGAACACACUUUAAUGCUAAGCUGCAGGUGUGCGAUUGGCCGGAAAGCGCUGGCUGUGAAUCCGGUGGCGAUGAUAAUGAUAAUGGAAGUGGCGAUAAUGGAAAUGGAGAUAACGGAAAUGGCACUCUUCCUAACGGCUGUCCCGCUGAUUUUAGCGUCCACCAACUUUUGCCAAGCGAGGACUGCAGCAAGUUUUACUACUGCAAUUUCGGAGAGAAAGUAGAAUCAUCUUGCCCUCAAGGAACGCACUUUAAUGCUAAGCUGCAGGUCUGUGAUUGGCCAGAGAACGCCGGCUGCGAAUCCGGUGGCGAUAGUAAUGAUAACGGAAAUGGCGAUAAUGGAAACGGAGAUAACGGAAAUGGCACUCUCCCUAAUGGCUGUCCCGCUGAUUUUAGCGUCCACCAACUUUUGCCGAGCAAGGAUUGUAGCAAGUUUUACUACUGCAAUUUCGGAGAGAAAGUAGAAUCAUCUUGCCCUCAAGGAACACACUUUAAUGCAAAAUUACAGGUCUGUGAUUGGCCAGAGAACGCCGGUUGCGAAUCCAACGAUAACGGAGAUGGAGACAACGGAGACGGGGACAACGGAGAUGGUGAAAACGGAAAUGGAGACAACGGAGACGGGGACAACGGGGAUGGUGAAAACGGAGAUGGUGGAGAUAACGGAGGUACCCUCCCCAACGGCUGUCCUGCUGAUUUUAGCGUCCACCAACUGCUGCCAAGCAAGGAUUGCAGUAAAUUUUACUACUGCAACUACGGAGAGAAAGUGGAAUCAUCCUGCCCGCAAGGGACUCACUUUAAUGCUAAAGAACAGAGACAGUCAUAGUUUAAUUUCAAAACAAUUUAUGACUAACUAGCUUCUGCCCGCGACCUCUUUUAUUUCAUUAUGAGAAUCCCGCAUGAACCGAUUUUUUUCUGGAAUAACAAGUAGUAUAUGUCCCGAUCCAGGUAAUAAACUAUAUAAUUAUCAAACUUCAUCUAAAUCCGUGCAGUUAUUUUUGCGUGAUUAUAUAACAAUCAUGUUAACAAAAAAAUUACAUACAAAAUUUGCCCAAACAAGGUUUAAAAUAGUUUUUACGUUUUUUAUUAAAGCCCUUAAAUUUUCAUUUUAAGCUGACAUGAACAUAAAUUAAAUAAAGCUAUUGAAAUGCGAAAUGUUUUUAUUGUUUCAGGUCUGUGAUUGGCCAGAGAACGCCGGCUGCGAAUCCAACGAUAACGGAGAUGGAGACAACGGAGGCGGGGACAACGGAGGCGGGGACAACGGAGGCGGGGACAACGGAGAUGGUGAUAACGGAGGUGGUGGAGAUAACGGAGGCACCCUCCCCAACGGCUGUCCUGCUGAUUUUAGCAUCCACCAACUGCUGCCAAGCAAGGAUUGCAGUAAAUUUUACUACUGCAAUUUCGGAGAGAAAGUGGAAUCAUCCUGCCCGCAAGGGACUCACUUUAAUGCUAAAGAACAGGUCUGCGAUUGGCCAUGGAACGCUGGUUGUGAAUCUAACGAUGGCGAUGGUGAUGGAAAUGGAGAUGGAGGUAAUGAUAACGGAAGUGGAGGCAACUGCGACGGCGGUAACGGAGAAAACUGCAACGGAGGCGGCGAAGACGGCGACAAUGGAAGUGGUGACGGUGAUAACGGAAGCGGAGAUAACGGAAGUGAAGAUAACAAAUGUGAGGAAUGCAACGUCUUACCUUGGGCUCACGACACAGACUGUGACAAAUUCUGGAGAUGCGAAGGUGAAAAAGCUGUCUUAGUCGCCUGUUCCGAAGGUUUACAUUUCAAUGCUAAUGCUGGAACUUGCGACUUCAUUAGUAAUGCAAACUGCAAUAUAAACGCUCAGCCAUUAGCCUAAGCUAAUGGAUUCAAGCUCUUUUUACCACGAAAUAAGGUCGAUAGUGAAAUCUUUUAGAAAAACACCGUUAACGAUUGUUAAGUCAAAAUAUUUUAUUUCGCCUUAUUCAUAAUUUUGUAAAUAAAUAAUAUAUAAGUAAAAUGUGAUAUACAAUGCUCAAACGUCACUUCAAAGUACAAAAUCAUCGUAAGUAUGCAUUUAAACUUAUAUAUAAGUAUUUAUUGAUUUUGUUUAAAAAUCCAUUAUUUAAACUUGAUUUCUAAUUAAUAACAGUGACCAGUCAUUUAAUAUUCUUAACCUAAUUAUGGGAAUGUCGAACACAUUUUGUGAUUUUUAAUCUCACUGGCUGUCCACAGCCUCGUUGGCUUCGAUUACCUGAAAUUAAAUAAUAAAUAUUAUUAAGCAUU